Linum tenue is the source of this 417-nucleotide messenger RNA. Lineage: Eukaryota; Viridiplantae; Streptophyta; Magnoliopsida; Malpighiales; Linaceae. The record is from the annotation of a GenBank genome assembly.
AUGAGAUCUUCACACGUAGAAAAGGCAAGGAAUUUGGCGAUCGAGCAGGCAAUACACGAUGCAAUGCAGCAAGGGAUAUCAGCAAAAGAUGUUGCUAAGCAAGCGCAAAAGGAAGGCGCAAAGGCAGCUAAGUUAGCCACUAGAAAAGCCAAAAGGAUCGUAGGGCCUAUCAUUUCUUCGGGUUGGGAUUUCUUCGAGGAGGUCUACUAUGGUGGGACCAUAACUGAAGGGUUCCUAAGGGGUACUGGGACCUUGUUUGGAGCGUAUGCAGGCAGGUUUUAUGGGGAGCAAGGGAUUGGAAGAGUUGGGUAUCUGGUUGGGAGUGAGUUGGGCAGUUGGAUUGGAGGGAGCAUUGGGUUGAUGGUGUAUGAUGUGGUGAAUGGAUUGCAUUACUUGGUCACUGCUGUUGAACCAUAG